Molecule: messenger RNA, 1157 nt
Organism: Colossoma macropomum (tambaqui)
Lineage: Eukaryota; Metazoa; Chordata; Actinopteri; Characiformes; Serrasalmidae
Gene: pop4
Product: POP4 homolog, ribonuclease P/MRP subunit
Exons: 7
Coding region: 63-725 (220 amino acids)
Biological process (GO): rRNA processing; tRNA 5'-leader removal
Cellular component (GO): ribonuclease MRP complex; ribonuclease P complex
Molecular function (GO): ribonuclease P RNA binding
Source: RefSeq, a predicted model, not a curated record
GACCUGCUCACUCACUCACUCGGCGCUCGGCUUACCGCACUGAGAGCUCAUGUGGAUCCAACAUGGAGAAAGUGGUGUUGUCCAGACUUCCUAAGGAUGAAAGGAAACUUCUGGGAGUCAGGUCUCAGCAUGGCACGGCUGCGGAGAAGUUCACCAAGGCGUUCCUGAAGAACAGCAUUCCUCAGAUGACCAGUGUUGCGAUCGCAGACGUUCUGCUCCGCCGGGCGGUGGUGCUGCAGUAUGCCAGAGUGAAGAAGGUCAGAGGGAAAAAGACCAAAGCCAAAGGUCUGAAUGCUAAAGAGCGCAGGGAGCUGAAAGUGUUCCAGCUGAAACCGGAACAUCAGAAAUAUGAACUUUUCUUGCCGCUGCAUGAGCUGUGGAAGCAGUACAUAGUGGAUCUGUGUAACGGACUCAAACCAGGAAGUAACCCGCAGAUGAUUCAGCAGAAACUCCUGAAGGCUGAUUUUCACGGCGCUGUUCUGACAGUGGUGCGAUCAAAAUGCCCGUCGUAUGUUGGAACGACUGGAAUUCUGGUUCAGGAGCUCAAACACGUCUUCAAGAUCAUCACCAAGGAGGACAGACUGAAAACCAUCCCGAAGAGGAACAGCGUGUUCAGCGUGGAAAUCGGUGACUUCAUCACCCACAUCUACGGGAGCAGGUUCGAGCUGCGGUCCAGCGAGCGCUCGGCCAAGAAGUUUAAAGUGAGAGGAACCAUCGACUUAUGAUGAAGAUUCAGAGGAGCUGCUGGAUCUCUUUCUUUUUUUUCAUGGAUGUUUUAUAACACUGUAAUAUAUCAUUGUGAAACCUUUUCUUUUUUGCCAUUUUCUUGCUUUAUUUUUAUUUUUUGUGCUGUAAUUUAUUCUUUAAACCAGGGGUGUCAAACUGUGUUCCUGCAGUUCAGCGUUUCACUUUAUUAAAUACAUCUGAUUUAGAUGAUCAGCUAAUUAAAAAGGCCUCAAUAAGUGUGUUUACAUGCACUUAAUAAUCCGAUAACCGCAGAAAAUUAGAUUUUGGCAGUCAUCUGAUCAAUGCAUUUACAUGGGGAAAACUCAGGGUCUACAAGAGUCAGACAGUAAUCAGGUUUCUGCUUUGCAACCAGCCAAUAAACUCACAGAAGAAGGCGUGACUUAAACGUAACAUAAACCUCAAAUUUCACG